This is a messenger RNA of Anopheles moucheti, 1328 nucleotides long. Its product is annotated as protein KTI12 homolog. The transcript has 2 exons. The record is from RefSeq and is a predicted model, not a curated record. Bases 363 to 1226 code for a protein of 287 amino acids. NCBI's taxonomy places the organism in Eukaryota, Metazoa, Arthropoda, Insecta, Diptera, Culicidae.
GCAGUUUAGUGGAUUGUGUAUCAUUCGAUUUGUGUUCGCAAUUUACGCAAUUCUUCUUGAACAAUGCAACGUAUUGUUUAACGGCUGUGUUCGCGUGGAAGAUCCGGUCGUUUCGUGCUAAAUAUUUGCUCAAGAAAAGUGUGGGGUAUUUGUAAAGAAUUAGAUACAUUUUCCAUCGGCAAGUAGAUUGUUUGUUUUCGCAAAAUGCAUCUUUUGUUCCUACGUCACAAACCCAUUCUUUCGUUGACGUCUCACCGAGCGACCUGUCAAAGUGAUCAACGUGCAACAAACAGUGUUUACCAUAGCAAAAGUGUUACUAUUGGGAGAAAAAUACGAAAAUUCUGUAGUAAAAGUGGCCCAAUAUGCCUCUUAUUGUCAUCACCGGCUUACCGCGCAGUGGGAAAACAACCCGUGCAAAAGAGCUGGAAACAUAUUUUACCGAAAACGGUAAAGGGCCCGUCCACAUUGUGUCUGAGGCGGACUGUAUUGUACGGUCCGGGUACGGUGUAAACGAAAGUAUUACCGAUACGACGAAGGAAAAACAAAUUCGAGCCAGCCUGAAGUCGGAAGCUAUGAAACUACUAUCCAAAACAUCGCUGGUCAUUAUGGAUGGCACAAACUACAUUAAAGGAUAUCGGUACGAAAUUUUCUGCAUGAGCAAAAACGCUCGUACGACCCAAUGUACGGUACAUUGUGCCAUGACUGUUGAGCAGCGGGAAGCACGCAGAAGUGAAAUAAUACAAAACUCAGCUACCAGUGGGAGUGAUUUAAAUGCCGACACGUUCGAUGCCCUUUGUCUACGGUACGAGGAACCGCAAGACAGCAGCCGUUGGGAUCGUCCCCUGUUUACCGUGUACGGCGAGGAAGAGCUCAACCUUUCGCAGAUCAACAGCGCUUUAUACGACCAGGCACCGUUGCCACCGAAUUUAGCAACACAAAAUAUGCCACUAAGUGCAACGAACUUUCUGUUUGAACUGGAUAAAACGACACAGACAAUCAUCGAUCAGAUUGCUUCCGCUAGGAAAAUUGGCCUCGACGGACCGGUAGAAAUUCCACAGGCAGGAAUGCGUGCUGAAGUGCCAGCUAAUAUGAGCGUAGCGCAAUUAAAUCGUCAUCGAAGACAGUUUUUGAAUUACGUUAAAAUGCAUACGAACGUUAGCUCAGAUAUUAGUAAAAUACCAGCAAUUUUUGUACAGUUUCUCAAUACCAAUACAAAUGGCGCUUAAAUCAGCGUUUGGAAAAUUAACAGUUGCGUUUCUUUUAUUUGAUUGUAAUUUUGCUUUCUUUAUCAGAACUGCAGUUUGAUUCUUCUUUUUCGGAUAGCGCCA